This is a messenger RNA of Zingiber officinale, 4440 nucleotides long. Its product is annotated as pentatricopeptide repeat-containing protein At2g22070-like. Lineage: Eukaryota; Viridiplantae; Streptophyta; Magnoliopsida; Zingiberales; Zingiberaceae. Gene Ontology annotation, molecular function: RNA binding; protein binding. The record is from RefSeq and is a predicted model, not a curated record. Bases 68 to 2443 code for a protein of 791 amino acids. The transcript is spliced from 2 exons. Gene Ontology annotation, biological process: RNA modification.
GCCAAAAUUUUUAUCGAGCAGCCGUCGUUGCGGCUCCUUGGUCUCUUUCUCUCCAACUCGAGCUUUCAUGAGAUCUCACAUCUGCCGAUGGCCAGCCAUCACCCGAAUCUUCUCCACAUCCGCAUCCCCACAGGCGUCCAUUAAGGCCCUGGCGAUACCCCAGGACAUCCAAUCCCUCGCAUCCGCCGGCCGGCUCAAGGACGCCAUCCGAUCCCUCAUCCUCCGCCGCCACCUCGGCCGCCCGGUCUAUCCGGAGUGCUUCGUCUCCAUCCUCCGACGCUGCGCUGACGCCGAUUCCCUACUCAUCGGGCGGCAGCUCCACGCCCAUAUGGUCGUCACCUGCUUCGAUCAGGACCCCUUCGUCUGCAACCAUCUCAUCAAUGUGUACGGUAAGUGCGGCUCCUUGGACGACUCCCGUUGGGUUUUCAGAAGGUUGGGGGAGAAAAGGUUGCAUUCUUGGAACAUUCUGAUCGCUGGGUACUGCGAGUUUGGCUUUUUAAGUGAAGGUAGACGCUUGUUUGAUGAAAUGCCCAAGCGGGGUGCGGUUUCGUGGAAUACGAUGAUCGCAGCAUAUGAUCAUUGGGGACCAUGCGAGGAGGCACUGGAGUUGUUUGCUUUGAUGAGACAUUCUGAUUGCGAUAUCGAUCGUUAUGGGCUUUCCAGUGUGAUUAGUGCCUGUGCCAAUCUUAGAUUUAUACAGAAUGGAGAGGCACUUCAUGGGUUUUCUGUAAAGCUUGGACUUGAUUCGCAUGUUCAUGUGGGUAGUGCUGUGGUUGGAUGCUAUUCAAAAUGUGAACAGUUUGAUGAUGCUGCUAGAUUUUUUGAUCAAAUGGAUGUUAAAGAGCUCUUUACUUGGAACACAAUGCUUGAUGGUUAUAUACAGUGUUCAAAGAUUAGUGAUGCAAUUAAUUUCUUCAACAAUAUGCCGGAAAAGAAUGUCAUCUCUUGGACUACCAUUGUGGCUGGAUGUUCACAGCAUGGUAGAAAUGAGAAGGCAAUUGAUUUCUACAAUAAAAUGCUUACAAAUGGUUUGAUACCUGAUUGGAUGUGCUUUGUUAGUGUUUUAAAUGCAUGUACAGGGUUGUUGGAUCUUAGAAAAGGAUCGAAGAUUCAUGCUAGUAUUCUUAGAAGUGGCCUUGGAGCAGACAGAAUUGUUGGAAGUGCCUUAGUGGCCCUCUACGCAAAAUGUGGGUGCUUUAUUGAUGCACAAAAAGUAUGUCAUGAUUUAGCUGUUGUUGAUGACUUCUCACAGAGCGUACUAAUAGCUGAAUAUGUUAAACAUGGAUUGUUUGAUAGUGCACACAAAUUGUUUGAAAGCUUGACCGUGAAAAGUGUCACACUAUGGAAUGCAUUGAUUGGAGGUUAUGCUGCAGCAGGUUUGUUUGGAGAGGCUUCUGCAACCUUUAAAAGAAUGCAGAUGGAUGGUAAGUAUGGUGAUGAUUACACCUUUGGAAGCCUCCUCGCCAGUGGUGUGCAUCUGGAAUUAAGUUUUGGUGAACAACUUCACUCACUGAUAGUGAAGUUGGGAGUUGAUUCAUCUCUUUUUGUAGCUGGUGCUCUUAUUACCAUGUACAGCAGCAAUUUAAAUUGUCAAGCUGCGGUAAGAAUAUUUGGGUCCGUCAAGCAUCCAAACCAUAUUAUAUGGACUUCCAUGAUUUCUGGGUUUGCAUCAAAUAAUUUGAUUAAUGAGGCCAUCCAUAUGUUUUCUGUCAUGACUUCUUCAGGUAUACUGCCAGAUAAUGUUUCAUUAUCAAUUGUUAUUGAUUCAUGUUCAAGUUUAUUAAAUCUGCAUGUCGGAACACAACUUCACGCCUUUGCGUACAAGUUAGGUUUUGAAUCAGAUGUUGUAGUUGGAACUGCUCUCAUAGAUAUGUAUGGGAAAUGCUGGAACAUUGAUCCUGCAUCACGUGCAUUUGCUGAUAUAAACAUGCACAAUAUUUUUAGCUGGACUGCACUAGUAAGUGGGUACAUGAGUUUGGGAAUGCAUGAAACUGCGAAGAAGCUUUUUGAGAUGAUGCCUCAGCACAACAUUGUUUCAUGGAAUAUAAUGCUUUCUGGAUAUGCAAAACAUGGUUUUUCAUCAGAAGUAUUACAAUUAUACAGUCAAAUGUCUAGAUCAGGCAUAUUGCCAGAUCUCAGAAGUUUUGCCUCUCUUUUAGCAGUUUGCAUCGAGUCUAUGUUGGUGGAAAAUGGAAAGCAAGUUCAUGCCCAAAUUAUAAAGAACGGCUAUCAUGUGAAGGCACAAAUUGAUUUAUAUUUGACGCAUAUGUACCAGAAAUUUGGAGAAUUAGGGAGUGAAAAUGAGUUCACUUCUAGCUCCUUUGAUUCAAUUGUCACUGUAGAUGGAUCAAAACCAGAUACCAUAUCAAAGAAUAUUCAACUUUUAGCAUCUGCCUACUGGAACUACUUUAGUAGAAUGAAUGGCCAAAACAGAGCAGAUUGAUGGAAUCAUUGUCUAGCAAAAGUUCACAUUUGGCAUUAUGCCGUGACUUCUGCACUGAAAUUUGACUUUGAUGGAGGAUUAGUGCUUGUGCGACAAUAACAUUGAUCCAUUUCAAACGUACAGCUAGGAGGUGGUAGAGGGAGAAGAGGACUAUGACAGUGACUUAAUCCAUGACAUGAUCCAUCUUCCCCCAGGAUCAACUUCAAGAUAUGUUGAAUUUCCAUCCAACUAGGUUUGAUUAUGCAUCUCUCAUGGUUUUAUAUUCCUGUUUGGCUGCUUCAUAGGAGCACUUGUUUGUCCCCAAGCGAUUUUAUAUUUAUGUCACUGCUUUUAUGUCACGAUCUACUGUCUCUUAUAUCAAAUGCCUUGCUUGUUUCUCGUCUAUUUCCAUUUCCAAAUCUGUGGUGGAAGCUCUCACUCAUCCUGAUGGGAAAAUGCUACAGUUAAGAAAAGUCGGCUUUACAUGCUAAUGUUACUAACUCAUUAGUUCAUUGUUUUCAGAUAAUUUGAUUGUUUCUUGUCACUGGGCAUGCUGAAAGUUAAUCCUGAUACCGCAACCUUUUUUAUAAAGCUUCGCUGUUCGCAGAAGAAUAUCUGUGUUUUGCAGCAGCUUGACAUCAAGGAUACAUUAUCGUAUUGGAAGAGGCCUCAUGGUUUAUCAACCAAAAAAGGCCUUAUGGCUCAAAUAGCCUCUUCUAGCAUGAUAUGACAACUUCAUUAAAGAUAUUUGAAGUUCGGUAUGAUUUAAAGUUCAGGUUUGUAGAAAAAAAAAGGUGAGAUAGAGCCAUAAAAUGCUCGUUUGACCACUUACUGGUGAAACUAUCGCCGGGGCUAUGGUGGGAAGGGCGUUUAGUUGUUAUCCAGACAUCUACGAUUCGAUUCCCAGCUAUAGCGCAUUUGCAGAAAUUUUUCCUCCAAAUGGGGCUCACAACCAAGGGAUGUUUAGCUUCUGGGCCGUCCGCCACGAGCGCUUCCCGAUUUACCCUGACAAUCGAUGAGAAACUUACGUGGGGUUGGGCUAGUCAUCCCAAGGUCAAAGAUAUCUGACAUGGUUAAUCAUUUUUUUUUUAUCGAUACUCCGCAACAGCUCCUUGUUUGGAUCCAUGAUUGAGAAUUUUUUAAAUUUGUUGCUGAAACUAUAGGACCUUCUUCCGUAUCACUGAACAUGGAGUUGACAUAUGAUGCAAUUUUGUUCCUUCCCGGUUGUUACACUGCUUUUCGUAUUCUUCUCCGAAAUCAGAAGAUGAAUUCAGUCAUAGCACUGCGUCAGGGGAUUUGUUUUCGCCACAGGUUUGUAGAACUUUAUCAAACCAUGAAUCUCAAGUUCUUUGGGGUUUUAUUAUUAGUGGAAAGUGAAAUUUCAUGCUACAAUUUGGGGUUUGAUCCAACUGUUUGGUUAUAUUACUGCCUGACGUUUCGUCAAAUAGUUCAUCCUCUUCAAUUUUUUCGCUUUAUAAGCAUAUUAUUACAUUGCCAAACACAGUAUCGCAAUGUGCAGAGUUACAGCCUUGCAGGCAAAGUUGAAUGUGCAGGGAUCCUCUGGUCCAUUUUUAACGGACCAGGUCAUGGUCCAUUACAGUGAUUGAUGGGAUUUAAGCCCCUGGUCCAGGAGUGGAUCAGGACAGACGGGACGAGAGGAUCCCGUCUGAAGUUGAAUAGGAUUGAAGAAAGGAGCUCAUGAUUGGCAUCUUCGGACAUCCCAACUCAAAAGAGUAGUUUGGGAGAAAGCUGACCGUGAUAUGGGGAAAGGGUUUCUCGUAGGCUUGAAAUUUGAAUCGGUUUGAGGCGCGACAGGCAGAAAGGAACGAUCAAUCCAUUUGCAUCUUAUUAGAGACAAAGUUAGGAAAUUUAUAUAGAGAUCUAGUUGAUCAGAAUUUGGAGACAAUUCAUUGCAAAGAAAGUUAAGGCAUUGGUAUAGCUAUGGCAUAUAAUUCCUUCCAAGUAUCUUUUGUAAUGCCGAAAAAUAUUAUUUUUAUUGAGAAUUAACUAAAGUUAUC